Suricata suricatta (meerkat) is the source of this 1438-nucleotide messenger RNA. RefSeq names its product THAP domain containing 7 (gene THAP7). The transcript has 5 exons. Gene Ontology annotation, biological process: regulation of DNA-templated transcription. Gene Ontology annotation, cellular component: nucleus. Bases 103 to 1044 code for a protein of 313 amino acids. Lineage: Eukaryota; Metazoa; Chordata; Mammalia; Carnivora; Herpestidae. The record is from RefSeq and is a predicted model, not a curated record.
CGCCCCUGGGGCGAGCGCCUCACGCUUUCGAGUCUCUAUGGUAUCAACUUCCACCCCGCGCCACUCCUCGCGAGACCUCGCCGGCGCAGCAAUGGCGAGAUCAUGCCGCGUCACUGCUCCGCCGCCGGCUGCUGCACAAGGGACACACGCGAGACGCGCAACCGCGGCAUCUCUUUCCACAGACUUCCCAAGAAGGACAACCCGAGGCGAGGCUUGUGGCUGGCCAACUGCCAGCGGCUGGACCCCAGCGGCCAGGGCCUGUGGGACCCGGCUUCCGAGUACAUCUACUUCUGCUCCAAGCACUUCGAGGAGAACUGCUUUGAGCUGGUGGGAAUCAGCGGGUAUCACAGGCUGAAGGAGGGGGCAGUUCCUACGAUAUUUGAGUCUUUCUCCAAGUUACGCCGGCCAACCAAGACCAAGGGGCACAGUUACCCACGCGGCCCUCCCGACGUCAGCCGGCUCCGGCGAUGCAGGAAGCGCUGCUCUAAGAGCCGGGGACCCACGACUCCAUUUUCUCCACCUCCACCUGCUGAUGUUGCCUGUUUUCCUGUGGAAGAGGCCUCAGCGCCUGCUGCUUUGCCUGCCUCCCCCACUGUGAGGCUGGAGGCUGGCCUCAGCAGCCCCUUCUCAGACCUCUUGGGGCCCCUGGGUGCCCAGGCAGAUGAAGCGGGCUGCAGCGCCCAGCCCUCACCGGAGCGGGAGCCAGAGCGGCAGUCAUCCCCCCUUGAGCCACGGCCUGUCUCCCCCUCAGCCUACAUGCUUCGCCUCCCGCCCCCAGCAGGAGCCUAUAUCCAGAAUGAGCACAGCUAUCAGGUGGGCAGUGCCCUGCUCUGGAAACGGCGGGCCGAGGCUGCACUUGAUGCCCUGGACAAGGCCCAACGCCAGCUGCAGGCUUGCAAGCGGCGAGAGCAGCGGCUGCGGCUGCGGCUGAGCAAGCUGCAGCAGGAGCGAGCACGGGAGAAGCGGGCACAGGCAGAUGCCCGCCAGACUCUGAAGGAGCAUGUACAGGACUUUGCCAUGCAGCUGAGCAACAGCAUGGUUUGAGUGAGGGGCUUCUGGGCCCAGGGCUGACUUGGGAGAUGCCUCUUAGGGCUUCAGCCUCUUCCUCUCUUGGAAUCCACCUGGAGAGGGACCUGAUCUGAGCUGUGUCCACCAGACCUGCCAGAUGCCAUAAUAAAGUGGAUUCUAGGAGGCCCUGCUAUCUGGCUCAGCUAGGGGCUGGGGCCUGGCCCCUAGAGUCCAGGCUCUCAGUGGUGGAGUACAGAAAAUCCAGUUCUUGGCCCACUCUACCUCAUGCAACUCCAGGCCCCACAGGGUUUUCUGAGGGACCAGCUGGUGUGAGCAGAGGCCAGGAGCAGCACCAGGCACCCUCUCUUUGGUACCUGAAACAGCCCAGAUGUAAGUAGUCUAGUUCCUUUGAAAACACUGAUGAAACCCA